CCGAUGUACCAUUCAAGUUCUCGGUUGGCGGUAAGAAAUAUACUGGGGUUGCAAGGGGACAAGGCGAGGGCGAGAUCACGAGGAAACGUUCAUAGGGAAGUAGUAAGCUUGCAUGUAUACGUUGCAAGAAUGAAUGAGGAUAUCUAGUUUUUGGUUAUGAGCCUGAACGAGAGUUGGGCGUUUCACUGAUAGAGAUUCACACGCUCUUCAUCCUGCUCUUCGAUGUUCAAAUAUUUCGCUCUGCUCUCAAGAAGUCACAAAUCAAAAAGCACAAGCUAGAAUAAUGCCUGUAACAGGCAUCCAUGUUCUUCUCGCGAAAAGUUAUAACGGAAAAUGACCUGGUUGAUCUUCAUGGCAAGGUAGCGCUUGUGACUGGUGGAAACACUGGAAUCGGCUAUGCUACGAUCGAAUUCCUGGCUCAGAAAGGUGCCAAGGUGUAUAUGGCCUCCAGAAAUGAAGAGAAGGCGCAGAACGCUAUCAAGGAAAUUGAAGCCAAGUUAUGGAAGAGUAGUGGAGAGGGAGAGAACAAGGGAAGCGUUCAUUGGUUCAAGCUCGAGUUGUCGGAUCCGCGUUCAGUGAAGGAGGCUGGGACGGAGUUUUUGGUGAACGAAGAAAGAUUGGAUAUUCUCGUGAACAAUGCCUCUCAUGCUGCGUUUGGUCCCUAUAAGCUCAACGAGGAUGGUCUCCUGGAUGUCAUGGUCGUCAAUUAUAUCAGCCACUUUGUUCUUACCGAAACUUUGCUUCCGCUUCUCAAACGUACGGCAGCUCUCGAGAAUUCAGAUGUUCGCAUUGUCAAUCUCUCCUCGGUCUCUCACACCCUCAUGAAACCGGAUUCGUUCGUCGGAAAGGACAGUAUCAAUAAGCAAUACGGCGAUUCCAUAUCUGGUCAUCUCCAUACCUAUGAAAACACCAAACUCGCGAAUAUUCUUCAUCUAAAACACCUCCAAACACGUCUCAACGCCGAAUCAGCAGGUAUUACAUGUCUCGUGGUCCACCCAGGCGCUGUAAUGACUGUCGGCGUCACCGGUUUCUUCCAAUCCAUCCCGUUCGUUGGAUGGUUCCUCAAAACCUUCCUCGCCCCGCUGUUUCUCGUGUCGUGGAAACAAGGAGCUAUGACUUCGGCGUUUGCAGCUGCUGGGAAGGAAAUUGCUGCUUCUAGAAAAAGCACGGACGAGGCCGAGAGGAAGAAGUAUGAGGGUGCGUAUUUGACGCCUAUAGCGAAUAUAUCGGAGCCGUCGACGUAUGCAAAGGAUGAGAGGCUACAGCGGGAGUUGUAUGAGACGACGAUGGAGGUCCUGCGAGAGGUAGGAGUUGUGUCGUAGCUUAUUCCCGUACAAAUGUAUUACCAACUUCGGACCUUUCGAUGGGUACUGUUCAUUUGUGCGUUAGUAUUACGUUCACCUUCAACGUUUAAUGUCGACAGUGUGUUAUUUGAAUAGAUCCAACUCAAAACC
Molecule: messenger RNA, 1454 nt
Organism: Lentinula edodes (shiitake mushroom)
Lineage: Eukaryota; Fungi; Basidiomycota; Agaricomycetes; Agaricales; Omphalotaceae
Product: NAD-P-binding protein
Exons: 8
Coding region: 303-1322 (339 amino acids)
Source: RefSeq, a predicted model, not a curated record